This is a messenger RNA of Contarinia nasturtii (swede midge), 4576 nucleotides long. Its product is annotated as probable ATP-dependent RNA helicase spindle-E. Gene Ontology annotation, cellular component: intracellular anatomical structure. The record is from RefSeq and is a predicted model, not a curated record. The transcript is spliced from 16 exons. Bases 67 to 4440 code for a protein of 1457 amino acids. Gene Ontology annotation, molecular function: RNA binding; ATP binding. Lineage: Eukaryota; Metazoa; Arthropoda; Insecta; Diptera; Cecidomyiidae.
UUACAAUAUCAACACGUACAUAAAAUCCAAUAGUUUCGAAUUUAUUUUAAGUUAAGAAGGACAAAAAUGGAUGAUAUUCUUAACUUUUUCGAUUUAAAUAAGCCAUUGGUGAGAAAAACCAUCUCUGGUGGAACGACCAGUGGUCGUUUGAAAUUCGAUCAACCGAGUACAUCAUGUACAUCCAGUAAUAAAAGAGAUGAUUUAGCAACAGAACAAUAUGCAGAAAAGCAUGUCGCAGAAAAUAUGCAACAAAUGAUGAAUCGAUUCGAUGACACUCAUCACAACAACAACAGUUCGGACGAUGAAAACAAUGAUAAUAUGGAUCACAUUUAUUCCACGUACAAUUUUAAGCGAUCAACAUCAACAUAUCCCAUAACUCAUUAUCGAAACGCCAUUUUGAGUGCAAUCGACGAGAGUCCUUUUGUUGUAUUGGAAGGACCGACGGCAUGUGGCAAGACAACACAAGUACCUCAAUUUAUUAUUGAUGAAGCCUACAGUCGAAAGCAAUACUGUAAUAUUGUCAUUGCACAACCGAGACGAAUUGCGGCCGUAAGCAAUGCAGAGCGUGUGGCCAAAGAACGAAAUUGGCAAGUGAGCACUGUCAUUGGCUAUCAAAUUGGUUUCGAUGAAAAGAAAAAUCUCAGCAAGGACACACGCAUAUUAUUUUGCACGACCGGCAUUUUACUGGAAAAAUUGAUACGCGCAAAAAAUUUUCAUAACUAUACGCACAUCAUUUUGGAUGAAGUGCAUGAACGAAACAAAGACAUGGACUUUCUGUUUGUCAUAUUGAAAAAGUUAUUUGUGAACGCAGUACCAAAACCAAAAGUUAAAAUUAUUAUUAUGUCAGCCACGAUUGAAGCGAGUCGAUUUUCCGAAUAUUUUACAUUUCCAAAACGUGGCUUCAUGUCUCCGGCACCUAUAAUAAGCAUUGAUCAAAAAUCGAAAUAUCAAAUCAGAGAAUUCUAUCUGGAAGAAUUCUACAAAGUUGCACCAAAAUUCGAUUACGCAAACAUGGAUAAGACACAGCCCAUCAUUUCGUCUGAUUUGUACAAAAUUGCUUUGUAUUUAAUCAAUCAUUUUGAUAACAUCGAUAACAGUGAAUUGGAUGCCGAUGAUGACCAAAACAAUGAACGGCCAACAGUUUUGAUAUUUUUACCUGGUAUUCAUGAAAUCGCACAAAUGGACACUGUUUUGAGAGACCAUUGGAACGGCGUGAACAUGAAGCGAACACGAAUUGAAACCAUUGUUCUUCAUUCGAUGUCAGAUUCGAAUCAAAGAAGUUUAGCCUUUCGCAAGGCGGCAUCGAAUACACGCAAAGUAAUUUUGGCAACAAAUAUCGCUGAAAGUUCGAUAACUGUACCAGAUGUAAAAUACGUGCUGGACUUUUGCCGAACACGAGUACUGAUGACCGAUACAGAAACAAACUUUUCAGCAUUACAACUGACUUGGGCGGCACGUAGCAGUUGUAAACAACGUGCUGGCCGAACUGGUCGUGUCAUGAAUGGCAGAUGCUAUCGAUUUGUUGAAAAACAAUUCUAUUAUAGUACGAUGAAAGAAAAUGGUAUUCCCGAAUUGGUGAGCAGCCCAUUGGAAAAUGUGAUAUUGAAAGCGAAACUGUUGAAUAUGGGUCCGCCGGCAUCGAUUCUGGCAUUAGCUUUAGAUCGUCCGCAAUUAAAUGAUAUUGCCAAUACGAUAUUGGUGUUGAAGGAAAUCGGUGCCUUAUUGAAAACGGUCAACGGAACAGUCGAAAAUAUGGAUGGUGAUAUUUCAUUCAUUGGCCGAAUUAUGGCUAAUUUGCCGAUUGAUGUGAAAAUAGCAAAAUUUAUUAUUCUUGGCUAUUGCUUCAGUAUGCUCGACGAAUGUAUUAUCAUAGGUGCGGCAUUAAAUUCAAGAAGCAUUUUUCGAAAUAGUUUCGACGUAAAGGAUAACAUGAGAUUAUAUUCGGAGCAACUUCGUUGGGCCAAUUCGUCGGGCAGUGAUCUAAUUGCAUUGUUGCAUGCCUAUCAUUCAUGGUCACAUGCACACAAUAACGGUAUUUUUGGUGAAAAAACAACGCGUACAGGACGUGAAAAUAUGAAACGGGCCGAACGUGCUUGGGCUGAGAAAUUCUGUCUUGACAUCGAUGCAUUGCACGAAUGCCAUGUACAAGUGAACGAAAUAAGAAUGCGAUUGGAUGGUUUGAACAUUAAAUCGGGCGUUGGUUCAAAUUAUGUUCAAUGGAAUGAUAAUGAAAGAGCAAUCAUUUUAAAAGUGGUCAUUGCUGGCGGUUUUUAUCCAAAUUAUUUUGCACGCAACUCACGCAACAUCGAUGAUUAUGCGGACAAUGCAUUUCGUUGCAUUGGAACACGUGAUCCGAGAAAUACCGUUUAUUUUACAGGCUUCGAUAGACAGCAUAUUCGAUGUUUGUACACAAAAUCGAUCAAAAAAAAUUUCAUCGAAAAUGGCAUUGUACCAAAUGAAAAGUUUAUCCAAGUGAAUUUUGAUAUCGGAUCGAAUAAAACAUUUGUCACAUUUCGAAAUGAUGAAGACGAUCAUAUCUAUGAAAAUGGCAACGAAUUAAUGCCCGGCAAACUUGUGACCGAAGUAUAUAAAGCAAUUAAAAUGAAAGAAUUACAUAUUCAAUCGACAAUUUCGACGAUGAAGUCAUUCACAGAUGAAAUGGAUUAUGUAAGAGAAAAUGGCAUUCCUAUUACACCAGAUGGACAUUUUCUCACAACAUCAAAUGGCAUAGACCUUGACACAUUUGCCGAAGAAUUUUGUUUUCCAAGACUAUUGGAUGUUGCGAUGAUUGGUUUUAUUACACAUAUUGAAUCGUGUAAUCGAUUUUGGUUCCAGACAGAAGAGGAAUUCAACAGAGUUUUGAAAUUCGAAACAUAUGUGCAACAUAAUCGCCAUAAAGUUAUUCAGCGAAUACCGUGUGAUGGGAAAUCAUUUUUUGGAAAUGACAUGGUUAUUGUUUCAGUAGACGGUUGCAAAGGUACUUCAUACCAUCGUGCAAACAUUAUGCUAGCCAAUGACGUGGCCAAUGUGUGUCGGGUUCGUAUGAUUGACACGGGUAAAAUUCUGGAAUGCAAAAUGGAUUGCGUAUACAAGUAUUGUGGCGAUCAAAGAGAAUUUAUAGACCUUCCGCCACGUUGCUUUGAAUGUAGCUUGGCACAAAUACAACCAUCACAAAUCCGAUAUCCAAAUGGAGACUGGCCUACUGAAGCAAUCACUCUAUUCAAAUCAAAAACUGAUUCGAAGACGGUUAAAAUCGAGGUGUAUUCUGUGGCUAAUGGAAAAGCAAAUGUGUUUGUUUUCAUAAAUGCCGAAGAACAGCUCAACGACAUAUUGAUUCAACAGCAAUAUGGUGAAUUCGUGGAAGAAGAUUACAUUUCGAGUUACAAUCAUGUAUUACGAAAAACCCAAUUGGAUCGUCAAAUGUCAAGUGAAAAAAAUGUAUGCAAUUACAUUGAUCCAAUGUGCCAAGAAUAUAUCAAAGAAGAAAAUAUUAUUGAAAUUGAUCCGCCACCACAUCAUAUGUGUAAAAAACGACAAAAACUCAAGGGACCAUUCAGUACAUUGUCAAUUGAACCGUCUGGUUUAACCGAAUCAACUCGAAAUUCCAAAAUUUCAAUUGACAAAUAUUCGAUUAAUUCAGUGAUGUUGGAGAAUGAUCCACAGGAUAUGACCGAAAAAUAUAUGGUGGCAGCUACAAUUUGUUAUACCGAUUCAAAUAAAAAAAAUUUAAACAUUCGUUACACAACACAAAUGCCGAACAUUCGCGGUUUUGGUCCAUUGAUGGCAUUGAUUUUCUGUCCAACAAUGCAUGUCAAGUGCAAUAACGAGAAAACACACUACACUGCACUCCGAACUGGUUUAGGUUACGAUAGCCACAAUAAUCGAUCAUUAUUCCAAGAGCACGAUAUGGUUUUCAAUUUAAAUGUUGAAAUCACACAACAUGACAUCGAAUUGGUGAAUCAAAUUCGAUAUUGUUUGGACACAUUGUUGUUGACUUAUCCUGGACAAGAUGAAACCAAUAAAUUGAAUGAAUCGACGAAACGUGAAAUUUUGAUGAAAAUCAAAACUGUCAUUGUUGAAUUAUUGGAACGACCACGUAAAAACAUUACCACCGAAACUGAGGAUUUCCAAUGGGACGCGAACUUCUCAAAAUCACCCGAUUUUGUUAAAUCACAUGCGAACGAUAUUUACGGAUAUCGGGCAAUUUAUCCAAUGCAUAAUGCACUUAGAACACGCAGUAAUUACGAUACCGAUCUUGAUUUUAAACGCAUUCAUUGCAAACAACUGCACGAUUUAACGAAAUUUGUGAUCAAUUUGCCCAGAAUUGUGUUGUGUCGACUUUGUAGUGCGAAAUUGGAGAACAUUGCCGCCCUAAAAUUGCACCUAGUAUCACGGCUACACAUUGAAAACGAAAAACGAAUCGAUUUCCAAAACAAUUAGUUUGGCGUGAAAAAAAAAUCGAAUUUUUCCACUGAAACCUAUUGAAGUCACAGCAAUUUAUUAAUUAAACGAUAUUUUCUAUAAAAUAAAAAAAAAUGUGAUAAAAACAUGUUGAAUAAAUGCCAUAGGAAUUAAA